AGUGAACCUAAACAAAGUGUUUCUUUGGCCGGUUACGCAAAACCUCGCGCGGAAGGCCUGAUUUUCUUCUGCAAAAUGCUGCGGAAUUCGUUCGGUGUUCUGUACCAAUCCACCACCUUGGCACGUACAAUUCACACUACAGCCGCGUGUAAUGAAAUUCGAAAAUUAGCUCGACUCCGCGUAGUCGACAACAGUGAAAUCGGCAAACGUGCGAUGGCCGAGGGCAAACCACCGAAGUGUAUACACGUUUAUAAUAAACAAAGCGUCGGUCGGAUUGGCGACAAGGUGCUGGUUGCGAUCAAGGGCCAGAAAAAGAAGGGCAUUCUGGUGGGAUGUAAACAGUUUCAGAAGCCGAAAAUUCCUAAGUUCGACAGUAACAAUUUGGUGCUCAUCGACGACAAUGGUACACCGCUGGGGACGCGCAUCCACGUGCCCAUUCCGACCAUCCUACGUACCAUCUUGAAGGAGAAAACUCAGGCAAAAGGAGCAGACUACACAAAAUUGCUCGGCAUAGCAAGUAGAUUUGUUUAAUAAACCAGAACGGUGUUGUAUAACAGGAUUACAGUGUUUACAUUCUU
Molecule: messenger RNA, 578 nt
Organism: Anopheles moucheti
Lineage: Eukaryota; Metazoa; Arthropoda; Insecta; Diptera; Culicidae
Gene: mRpL14
Product: 39S ribosomal protein L14, mitochondrial
Exons: 1
Coding region: 76-531 (151 amino acids)
Biological process (GO): translation
Cellular component (GO): mitochondrion; ribosome
Molecular function (GO): structural constituent of ribosome
Source: RefSeq, a predicted model, not a curated record